This is a messenger RNA of Dendronephthya gigantea, 1987 nucleotides long. Its product is annotated as dimethylaniline monooxygenase [N-oxide-forming] 5-like. NCBI's taxonomy places the organism in Eukaryota, Metazoa, Cnidaria, Anthozoa, Malacalcyonacea, Nephtheidae. Gene Ontology annotation, molecular function: NADP binding; flavin adenine dinucleotide binding; N,N-dimethylaniline monooxygenase activity. The coding region runs from base 121 to 1710 and encodes 529 amino acids. The transcript has 4 exons. The record is from RefSeq and is a predicted model, not a curated record.
GAUUGCGACUUUCUGUAAAGUGUGAAUAAAUUUGCAACAUGACACGAUGUAACAACAUUUCAAUUUCGAUGUACGUCGUGAAAAAGUAAAUAAAAUUAUACAAUAAAACAUUCCUAAACAAUGGACGUGGCCAUUAUCGGCUGUGGUGUUUCAGGUUUAACAAGCAUCAAAACCUGUCGUGAUGUCGGCCUAAACCCUGUGUGUUUUGAACAACAAUCAAGUCUUGGUGGGGUGUGGAAUUUAUACACUGAUGACCCUCGACCAAAUCUUUCCUCCGUUCAUAAAUGCACCAUUACGAAUACUAGUAAACUGUUCACGGCGUUUUCAGAUUUUCCUUUCCCCAAGGAGUUUCCAAACUAUUUGCCGCAGAAUUUAGUGCAAAAAUAUGUUGAGUUGUACGCGAAAGAAUUUGAUUUGGCGAAGUACGUGCAAUUCAACACGGAAGUCGUGAAAUUGGAACGGAGUGCGGAUCACAGUGAAACGGGAAAAUGGAUUGUGUCUACCAGGCUAAAGGAAGAUAAUUCUGAGAUUAAAACCACCUUGUUUGAUGCGGUGAUGAUAUGCAAUGGUCACUACUCACACCAGGUGUGGCCGAAUAUCCCAGGGAUGGAAAAAUUCAAAGGGAUUAAAGUACACAGUGGGGAUUACCGGACAUUCUAUCCAUUUGUUGGAAAGAGAGUUGUUAUUGUAGGAUGUAGCCAUUCUGCUGUGGACAUUGCAGUUGAACUAAGUCAUGAUCAUGCUAAACAAGUGUACAUCAGCACAAGAAGUGGCUGUUAUCUUGUGACACGUCUCGGUCCUGGAGGACAACCUGCUGACUUCUUUAUCACCAGAGUCGCUUCACUUUUGCCAAUGAAAUAUCUGAGAAAGCUAUCACCAGUACUGCUAAACAACAAAGUCAACUUCAAAAACAUUGGCCUUCAUCCAUCAGGCACUUUCGGUGUGAAUCAAACUGCAGUUGUAAAUGAUCAACUGCUGCAUCGUAUUAUUACAGGGCACAUAAUCAUCAAAGGGGAUAUCAAAGAGAUAGCCGAGGAUUCAGUCAUUCUCCACGGAGGUGAAACGUUAGAAAAGAUUGAUGCCUUGGUCGUGGCCACUGGUUUUAAACCAAUUUAUCCAUUCGCCAAAGAAAUUAUCGAAGUAAAAGAGGAAUUCUACACUAGUUUAUAUAAACAUGUGUUUUUGCCAGACGAUGACAGGCAUACUCUAGCUGUCAUUGGAGCUGUGGGGGUGGGUGGUCCUGUCCCUCCUGUCAGUGAAAUGCAGGCAAGAGUUGCUGUUGAGGUUUUCCUGAAAAGAUGCAAGUUACUAAGCAAGGAAGAUAUGGAAACUGAGAUUGCAAAUAGAGAACGCGCAUGGUCAAAAACAGGGGCAUCCAAAUACUACUUCAUGCGGGUUCCAUAUGUCCCAUACAUGAAUGAACUUGGUGAAAUGAUUGGUGCAAAGCCAAACUUGUGGUCAAUAUUCAAAAAUGACCCCAAACUGGCCUAUCAAUGUAUCUUCGGUACAACUGUCGCAGCCCAGUACAGAUUGCAAGGACCAAACGUUUGGCCAGGUGCUAGGAACCACAUCAUGACAUUUAAGGAACAAUAUCUGUAUCCAUUACGUACCAGAAAGUCUUCACCAUCAGAAGAAAAAAGAAGUUAUGGUGUUCUUGUAUUCAUCAUUGUCGUGGGUCUUGCUAUAGUUGCUGUUAUGCUCAAGGCAUGAAGUGAUAAAUGCAAUCAUGAAAGUGCAUGUGCCUUACACAGGUCACAUUAACUCUUUCCAACAAGCUAACUCGUGCAUAUUUACUAGCUCUAAUUGCAAUAUAAAUAAUAUUAAUUGACUUUUAGAACUGCUUCUGAUAGAUAAUAUGUUUUUUAGUUUUAAAUUAUUUACUAGAAGAGUUUACAGCUUAGAACCUCCUAAUUAAAAACUUGUUCAGAACAAGUUGGAGACAAAUAAUAUAUAGUGACAUACUGACAUAAAACUAUUAAAUAGUUUA